This is a messenger RNA of Acanthoscelides obtectus, 2149 nucleotides long. NCBI's taxonomy places the organism in Eukaryota, Metazoa, Arthropoda, Insecta, Coleoptera, Chrysomelidae. The record is from the annotation of a GenBank genome assembly.
AGUGUACCCAACUCAUCACCCAACCACUUGGAACAUAAAAGUAUUUCGCUUCUCUCAUUCCUUCAAAUUGCAGUGAUUUCGCUUGUGGAAUUGCUAGGUUAUGUAGUAUUAUUCCUAAUUAUUACUUAAAUUUUGUUUGGAAAAUGUUGAAUUCUCAGCUAUUUCUCAAAAGGUACAACAGUUUGCACAUCACCCCUAAAAUAAACUCAUUCAUUCAAAGACUAUUCUCUGCCGAAGCUGAAGAAAAAAUAGAGAUACCGAAGCGAAUUCACAGAGGCCCGACCGAUAUCCUAAGAGCUCUCGAAGCAACUAUCUCACGAGAUCCAACAGCUGCCCAUUACAAGUAUCACGAUGACCCAUACCUCAUACCAAUGUCCAAUAUGGGUAAAAGAACAUUUGCAAUGGCUCAGGAAUCUGGAAGAAAAGCUGCUCACUGGAUCAGAAAGGAGCAUGCUGACCUGUUCAAUCAUAGAGAGGCUGAUCCAGUUAUAAAAGCCUUUUUACCAGUGGUUUCGUUCAAUGAGCAAAGUGAUAUUACCGAGGACAACUUGAAGCAAGUUAUAGAUGAUGUAUUAGUUUCUGAAGCACAGUUGGCUUAUAAACUGCUAAAAGACAAAGGCGUUGAUAUAUCUGAAGAGACAAGACAAGCGCUUCUAGAGUUAUUAUGUUAUACUAAUGAUACAGAUAUACUGUCGGAAGAGUUUAUUGAAGAGAGGUGGUUCAGGCAAACUACAAAAUCCAAAGAGAAGCAAAGAAAAAUAUGGAAAGACAAUAGCCUAGCAGAAGAGAUAUUCAUAAGCAUUGAAAAUCCAACAGCAGAAACAUAUUCUGCAAUGAUACAAGGAAUGUGCAAAUAUUUUCAAGUGGACAAGGCAUGGCAUUUAUAUGAGGAAUCUCAGGAGAAAGGGCUUAUUCUUACAAGUGAUGCCUACAGUUCUCUCUUGAGAGUUGUGAACUUUCUGAAAGAAAGUUUUGAAAUGAAGUGGGCACUAACUGAAGAAUUACUGCAAAAAAUGAAUGAGGCAAAAGUAAAACCAAAUUUAACUACACUUAAUUCUGCCUUACAUUCAGUGAGUACUAUGGGAGGAGGGAAAAAUCAAAAAGACUUGGCAUUGAAAGUUUUGAAGGAAUUCAAGGGUCUUGGUAUUGAACCUUCCUUAGGCUCUUGGUAUUAUAUAUUGAUCACAUUUUGUAAAGAAAGGGGACCUAUAAGCACAGUUUUGCAUGAUAUUAUGCCAGAAAUUGAAAAUAAAGAACAUCACUGUCUGGAUUUGAGUGACACAUAUUUUUUUGUAACUGCCAUGGAUAUUUGUAGGAGUCAAUUGAAUGAUGUGGAGCUUGGAAGAAGAGUUCAUAAAUUAUUGCAUUUUGGAAACAAUUACAAUCUGAUUGGUGAUUCUUACAAGGAGUCUAUUUAUUACCGUCACUAUUUUGGGCUGAUGAUGAAUAACAUGCCAUUUGAAGAAUUCAUGCAGAACAUCUAUAACAUGCUAGUCCCAAAUAUAUAUGUGCCAGAACCAGGAGUGAUGGCUGAAGUUCUGAAACAAGUUGACCUCAAUGGCUCAGUAGAAUAUGUAGCUCAGCUAUGGUCAGAUAUGAUCAUUUUUGAUCAUAUCAAUAGAGAAAAUUUGAUCGAGUCCAUUUUAAACAUCCUCGACAGUAAUAAACCUGAAGCCGAAUCGAAUUUAAUUGAAGUAUUUUCAUGCAUUGCAUGGGAUCUAUUUAAGAGACUGGAAGAUGAAGGAGAUAAUAGAUUCAAUAAGCUUAGGUUGACUGGUGAUCAGUUAGGAAAAGUAAUGAUUCUUCUCCUAUGGAACAAAGAUUUCCAAAAAGCCUGUCUUAUCUUUGAUAAAUUGGAUCAGGAACAACAUACUAUUGUUGGGGUUCCAAAAAUUGAAGCAUUGUCAAUGUUCAUUGAUAGUUGUAUAGAGAACAAGAUGCCGAGUAGAGCCAUUGCAUGUUUACAGUAUUGUUCUGAUAGUGGCUUUCCAGAGGUGGAGGAGUUAGGUGUUAAAAUACAUAAAAGCUUGACAUUAGAUGAAAAUAAUUUAGCCAAAUUGACAAAAAUAGCUGGAAACUUGUCAUAAAUGAUUGUUUUAACAGUGUCUUUUAUACCGUUGUUGUUUAUAAAUAAAAUCGUUUAUUAUAA